Drosophila yakuba is the source of this 531-nucleotide messenger RNA. RefSeq lists its product as uncharacterized. The coding region runs from base 58 to 435 and encodes 125 amino acids. The transcript is spliced from 2 exons. The record is from RefSeq and is a predicted model, not a curated record. Lineage: Eukaryota; Metazoa; Arthropoda; Insecta; Diptera; Drosophilidae.
UAAUAUAUAUUUCGAUGCACUUUGGCCCGAGUUGCACAUUUGCGGAAAUUUCGAGCCAUGAGAGACGACAAGCAACGAUUCCAGUUCCAGCUGCAAGCAGUGGCAACAGUUUUCUUGUUGGUUUCACAGCUCUGCUUUGCCCUGCCCUUUGCAUCCUCGGGAAACGAUAUAGAGAGCGAUGGGAACAUUCAAAAUUCUGGCAGUGGGCGACCUGUGGAUUAUCACACGGUGGUGGGCCAUUUCAAGGACUUUUUCAUGUACCUGCCUGUGAUGAUGACCACGCUGAAGGAAACGAUGUCAGGAUUCCCCAAGUUCGCCGAGGGCAUGCGCAUCCUGACUUCUGGCAAAGGACGGGUGGACGGCGAGGAUUGUAAGUGCAGCCAAAAUGGACUGGGUAGCGCGGAACUCUUGGACACCAGUUCCCGAUUUGGUUGACCCAGUCUGAUGAACCUAAUUACCCACGAUCGCAGAUACUGUACAUAUUCAUGGCCAAUAAAAAAAAAGAACCGCAAGAAAUUGAAGUUCCCCUGA